UUAGCGGGCGGACCGCAGCGGCGGCAUGGCGGGCCGGCGGGUGAACGUGAACGUGGGCGUCCUGGGCCACAUCGACAGCGGCAAGACGGCGCUGGCGCGCGCGCUCAGCACCACAGCCUCCACCGCUGCCUUCGACAAGCAGCCGCAGAGCCGCGAGCGCGGCAUCACGCUCGACCUGGGCUUUUCGUGCUUCUCGGUGCCUCUGCCCGCGCGCCUGCGGCCGGCGCCGCUGGGGGCCGAGCCCGAGCCCGAGCCCGAGCCCGAGCCCGGGGCCGAGCCGCGGCUGCAGGUCACGCUGGUCGACUGCCCCGGGCACGCCUCCCUCAUCCGGACCAUCAUCGGCGAUAACCAGAACACAGCUGACUGUCCACUGCUGUGCAGUGCUGGAAGCUAG
This is a messenger RNA of Physeter macrocephalus (sperm whale), 394 nucleotides long. Its product is annotated as selenocysteine-specific elongation factor-like. Gene Ontology annotation, molecular function: GTPase activity; translation elongation factor activity; GTP binding. Gene Ontology annotation, biological process: selenocysteine incorporation. Lineage: Eukaryota; Metazoa; Chordata; Mammalia; Artiodactyla; Physeteridae. The transcript is spliced from 2 exons. The coding region runs from base 26 to 394 and encodes 122 amino acids. The record is from RefSeq and is a predicted model, not a curated record.